CGUUCUUCUGCCCCGACCCACGGGUCGCGGCGCUGACCGCCGCUCUGCUGCCCAUCACCGCCGUCAAUGCCAUAGCUGACGGCCUGAACUGCGUGCUCAGCGGCACCCUGCGCGCCUGCGGCCGCCAGGCCCUAGGCGCCCGCCUGCAGUUGCUGUCCUUCUGGGUGUGCGGGCUGCCCGCGGCCUACGCGGCGGCCUUCGGGGCGGGUCUGGGGGUGCAGGGGCUGGUGGCGGCGGUGGGUGCAUGCAGCUUCGCGCAGUGUCUCAUCGUGGGCGUGACCAUCAGCAGGUGGGACUGGCAGGCGCAGGUGCGCAACUCCCGGGCCCUGCUGUCCUCCCUGCAGUGAAGCUACUGCCUCGUGGAAGGACGGCGCUGCGGCCUCGUCUACGUUAAUACCUGCAGCCCGUGCCGGUACUGCUGGAAGCUGAACAUGCACAGUGAUACCCGGUAACCAAAGAUUGCUGGUAGCAGCAGGAACAGCAGGAGCUGCAGCGGCUGCAGGACCGAGUGCGUUAGACCGGGUUCGUGGACGGUGUGUAGAGCUUCAUAGGAACAUAGCACUCCAGGGUUUCCUGAGCAGAAGUUAGAGAGCUUCCGCUGUGCUCCAACGUACCGCGUAUCCCUAAAAAUUUCACAAGUGUUUUUAAAUGUACUACCGGUAGUGUGCUCGCUGCGGUCAGGCAUAGUAAGCAAUUAAGCACAUCUCGCCAACAUUCAAUGCAAACGGGUUUGCAUUGGGUUUGCAUUGCUCGUCUCUAUACGUAAGCAUACGUACGGCAACGUAUGUUGGUCGGUCAAUGAGUGAGAUAUUGCUGUGUGAGUGGAAACUCUUCAGAAAGCAGCUGGUCUAGACAAGCAUAUAGUGAUGUCAUGCGCACAAGUUGCGGGCCCUGCUGCAUCCAGGCUUGCAUCAGCUGCUACAUACGCAAAUGCCAGGAUGUAUGUACGGGCAGAUAGAGCACGCUGCCCUACAUACCUUCUUGCAGGGUAUAGUCGUAGGUACGCAGUCCUGUGUUCUGGCUGUAUUUUGUUUUCCUCAAAAGCUGUGCUGAGGUUUUGUUUUGAUUGCCAUUUUGUACUAUAGCUAGGAAUCCCGAGACCGUUGCCCCCCGGUAUUGGUCACCAGGAACGCAACGCUCCUGGUCCUGGCCCUGGGACAAGGCGGUAAACCUGAUUUGGAGAUCGGUGGGGUGUUGGGAUGCAUUGUUGGGGAUGGAUAUGGUUGCGCAUUGCGUGCAAUGACCCAAUGACCUAAGGCAUAGCACGACAGCGUUUGCUCAGCUAGGAACGCAACCUAAAGAAGCUGCUGCCUAUAAUAAGCUUAGCUAUGUUUUUGUAGCCAGUUUUGCUAUCGUUAUGUUUUUGCACCCGGUUUUGAUUAACGGUUCAAGCAUGUGAUGGUACGUAGCUGACCCUUGGGUCGGUUCUUACCUUUGUUUCCCGUUUACGGAUUUUUUUGUAGUGGAUAAGAAAGCACCACCUGAGACCUCCUCCAAGUAUGAAGGUCAUCUGAAAAUUAUGGUUGACUAUUGUUCUGCCAUGUUGACAUUAUGUCAUAUGUCGCUAGCUACCUGUAGUCGAGCUUUCCUUUGUAAUAACGGAACGGGACAGAAAUCAGUGUCAGAUGGCCUCCACCUCCC
Molecule: messenger RNA, 1641 nt
Organism: Astrephomene gubernaculifera
Lineage: Eukaryota; Viridiplantae; Chlorophyta; Chlorophyceae; Chlamydomonadales; Astrephomenaceae
Source: the annotation of a GenBank genome assembly